Messenger RNA from Oncorhynchus mykiss (rainbow trout), 6808 nucleotides. Its product is annotated as fibroblast growth factor 4B. Gene Ontology annotation, molecular function: growth factor activity. Lineage: Eukaryota; Metazoa; Chordata; Actinopteri; Salmoniformes; Salmonidae. The record is from RefSeq and is a predicted model, not a curated record.
UGUAAUUUCGCAGAAGAUAUAAAUAUCGUCGGCGAGGGAAAAGCGGCAUGGCUGAGCUGCGCUUGCCUAGACGGCCAACGCUUCUCAACUUAUCCUUGGACAAGUUCGACUCGAAUCUAUACACGUUACCUCGGAGAGGACAGUUAAACCAAGCAAGAAUCGAUGUCGCACCAAACGGAACUCGUCAUCUUUGUCUUGGAAUGAGCUUCUUUCGUUGCUUUUUUUCAUUCGUUCAUUUUGUCUUAUUCGGAGUUCAAGGUAAAGGCCGACACAGGGGUGAUAUUUUUAGUCCCCUAAACUCCCUCAACAAACACUGUAGGCUACUGCAGUGUUGGUAAGGAUGGCCUUUCAAUCGGCCUUCUUACCAAUAUUGGUCUUGGGACUGAUGACUAGUUUGGUGCGUUGUGCCCCCUCCACUGGCAGGCUGAAUGGCACCGUGGAACGACGCUGGGAGACACUGUACUCGCGGUCCUUGGCUCGGAUCCCUGGGGAGAAAAGAGAGAUAAACCGGGACAGCGACUAUCUUAUGGGCAUUAAACGGCUACGACGCCUUUAUUGCAACGUAGGAAUUGGGUUUCAUAUUCAAGUUUCACCCGAUGGGAGAAUAACAGGGGUGCACAAUGAAAACCGUUACAGUCUCCUUGAGAUAUCUCCAGUAGAGAGAGGAGUUGUGACAAUCUUUGGCGUCCAACGCGGUCUAUUCGUGGCCAUGAACAGCAAAGGGAAGCUGUACGGAUCUGUUCAUUACAACAACGACUGCAAAUUCAAAGAAACUCUCCUGGCAAAUAAUUACAAUGCUUACGAAUCGGUGGCAUACCCGACGAUGUACAUUGGACUAAGCAAGGCCGGUAAAACAAAAAGAGGAAACCGAGUGUCACCAGCCAUGACGGUGACGCAUUUCUUGCCGAGAAUCUGAGUCACUCAGAAAUAGACUUAACCUCAAUAAGGUGGGGUGAGGGGGACUCAAAAUGAUGCACUUUCAACUGGAGUUUUAUGCAAGACUAAGUGUAUCAUCCCGUUGAAAUUGUAUGUAUUCGUUUGUAUAUCAGUUUAUUUAUUAUGUAAAACAAUUUUGUAUUUGGGGGAAAACAGGUCCUCGCCUGAGGGGGAAUUUCAGAAAUCAACACAUUUAUUUAAUUUUUUUAAUUUAUCAGAAGUCUGCUGCUAUUAAGUGUUUGGGUAAGUGAGAUUCCUUUGUAGAAUUAUGGUUUUCUUUGCACUGUUUAUAGACAAAAUAUUCUACAGCGACAGAGCAAAGGAUACUUUUAUAUUCUUUUUCUUCUAUGGAAAUAACUUUAAAGUCUUAGACCGAAGUUCAAACAAGUGAAAUUAGAUCAAAUGAUUGGUUUUAGAAGCAGAAGCAAUUGUCCAAUGGCAGGACUCUUUGUAUGGCUUUGGAGUCUAAUUGAAACAGUAUCAGCUUGCUACUGGUUACAGAAAGAGCCACGUUGAAGUCCUACCCUCUCAAAUCUGUUUUUAGCUCUGCCAGGUGGUUGAACUUUGAACUUUUCUGCAGUCAAUCUUUGUCACAUCUAUAAGACUCUGGGUAGAGAGAGGCAACUUCUUGACAUUGUAUAAGCAGAGAAUUUGAGAGUUUAAAGGCAAGGUCAGUGUGCUGACACACAAGGCAGAAACCAUAGCCAUGGCUCUUUAACAUUCAACUUUUAUGAUGGGGAAGUCCUCAGCAGUAUGGAAAAUGUAUAUGGAUCUCAAAAGGAUUCAUUGAAAUCAUCGCAAGUUCAGCAUCAGAGCUCCUCGCUGAGUGCAAAAAAAAGAAGGCAAGAUAAUGUAUGGAUUGUCAAAAGGUUAUGUUUUCCCCCAGUUGGUACACCGAAAGGCUAUACAUUAUUUUUGGGGAUAUGUAUCACCACUCAUUUCUUCCCAUUGCCCCACUUUCCUUGUUAUCUAUCCUAUACCUCACAUAUUCAACAACCCCCCCCCCCCCCCCAAAAAAAAAAAAAACCUUUUCUAGAGUUUGUCCUGAAGUAAUUCUAUUGAGCCCCAACCUCUUCUCAGAGCACCAUGCCAUAGGCAGAAGUUCAGGCAGCCAUUUCGUCCCAGUUGCGCCUUGUCACGUUUGGGCUAUCUUUACCCUGUGAUUUACUUUUAGAAAGGAUGAUCAUGGUGGGAAUAUUUACAGACAGCUGUUAGACUGCACUAUAUGCUCAACCAGUAACCCUAUAUUUUUCUUUAUAUAUUUUGUAAAUAUAACCCCUGGUAACUGGCAGAGCAUAGCGAUGCUGCUUCAAAGUCUGUUUUUCUGUCUUUGGGAACAUUCAUUCACAGACGAAGGGGUUUGACCGGGAGAUGGCCCAUGCCAGAGGGUGUCUCUCUCUCUAUAAUCCCAGUCGGUAUUCACGUAAUAAUAAGGAAUUCCCUCAACCACAGCCACAAAUUGGGGAAAUCCAUCAUUCUUUCCUAUUGACCCCCAUUGUAAAAGAGGCAACUGUUUUUUGCCAUACAGAAAUAACAAAACGUUGCUGAAAAGCCGCUGUGUUGUUCAAUGUAACCAGGCCAAAGGCCCUGACCUAUGGUUCGCAAUGCUCCCAUGUAGGGAAAUAGAGCCUGCGAGAAGAGCCCUGUGCUGUGGCUUCAGGCUAUUUGGCGUUGGAGAGUGGGAAAUGUGGGGACCCGUUGUCCAGGUAGGCUACUCGUAGCUAUGUGUGUGGAAAACAUUUCAUCACAGGUCAGACCUUUAACUUGAUUAGUAUAGUCCGUUUGUAACUCCACUCACUACUUGUAGCUGUAUAGUCCGUUUGUUUGUGUUGUUGGUCUUGGCUAACUUUCGCUAGCUAGCACUCAGUCAAGUAUUGAGUGUUGAAAAGUUAUCUUGAGCCAUGUUGUUCUUCAAUGCAGUUUUGUAAUGGACUAAAACAAGCGGACAACAAGAAAAUUGCGUUUGAAAAUGUAGAGUAUUUACUCCGAGCCAAUAGGUCAACCUAUGUCACCACCGGUUGUUUUCCCCACAAGCGGGCAGGGCUGCAGCGUUCUAUCUAAUACCGACUGGGACUAUUAGAAUACUUCUAGAUUGUACGAUGGUGUUCAUUCUCGUCCGAGAGGGUUCCCUCUCAGGUUCAACAUUCCACAUACCGUGGCAGUUUACAAUGUAACAGUACUGAUUUUAGACAACUCAAACUGGAAGCGAUGGCCCCAUUGUUCUAUAUUCAAUAGAACAAUAGUAACAAUUAGCGUCCAAAUCCUGAGAAAUCUAAUGAGGCGUAACUUUGACACAGCAAAUAGCUUUGCUAAAUGCAGUCAAGGGAAAAGACAUCACUGGCUAGUAGUAAAUAAUAGAAUGGCUGGAGCGCCAGCAAAUAUCUCAGGGUGUUGUUGGUGAACUCUUGGUUGGUGUCCAUGUCUAAACACCUGCUGUGGAAGUCUAUGUCUCCCGCAAAACAAUCCUAUCCCGGAUCCCGUCUUCCCCUUCAAAAAGACACGAGCACAUGGCAGCCAAAACGAGUCAAGACUAUGAUGGUCUUGCAUACCAUCCAGCUCCUGAGACUGACUAGUCAAAGAGCUAGCCAAUGCUGUACCUGACUUAAUAUUGUCACAUAUGACCUGGAUGCUCAAACACCUGUUGUUAAUAUUAUUUAGUCACCCGAGACACCAGGCUGCACUGCCAAUCUCAUAACUAUUUUCCUUUGCCACAGCUGUGCCAAACGCUCCCCAAUUAGACUGUUUUGCAUGGCUCACCAUAAUGUUUACAAAAGACUGAGAAGCCACUGGCAAAUAUUCUGUGACCUCUCCCUUCAACCCUGUUCCAACCCCAGGAGAGUCACCUCAUUUGCUUAUACAGCAAGUGUACAAGCAACACGACACAAUGUUCCCGAAAUGUGCACCUCAUAGACAAGACAGUUUGAACAAUUGUUCAGACAUUUAAUCUAUCCCUGAUGCUACAGAGACAAUAGCGUAAUAUGCAGAAUAACGAGCAUGUUUCACUGUUUAAAAUGUUAAUUGUCUAUCGUCUUCUAUGGGUGCUUAUCUCUUCCAUUGCUGUGCUGUUUCUGCAUCCAGAGGAGGGCUCUUGGUGGUCUUGUUACUCUUGUUUCCAUUGUCUUUAAAAAAUAUAUAUAUAUUUACUAGAUAUUAUCUGUAGUUUUAUACAGGUCUUGUUGAAUAUCUUGAUGUAUGUGCUGUGCACAUGACUAAUGCCUAACUUAAAUUUGAAGUUAAAUAAAACUCCCAAUGUUGUAAAAUGACUCUUUCAUGUCUGAACCCUUGUUGGUACAAGUCUUCACAGACUAAUACUGGUCUCUGACAACAUCAAUUGUACAAUAAUUUGACUGAACGGUUUAGAAAGAAGUGUGAUUACAUAGGAGUUCAGAAUUCCAAUGGUUCUCUAACUCACAGAGUUUCAAACUGUUACAUCAAAUUCCAUUUUAUCUAUCGUACUACAAUACACAUUAUUCGAUAGAGAAACCAGAAAUAUAUUUGCCAAACUGAGGAGAGGAGAGCAAGUUGUGUAAAAUUCCAAGUUAUUCCUUUGUUGAACUGUCCAUUUUGAUAAAUACCUCAAAGAAAAAUAGCCUUGGAAGAGUGAGACAGGUGUGGCCACUCAAUACACAUGUAUUUCUGUCCACUGGGUAGCUCGAGCUAAAUGGAGCCUUGCCUUUGCCUGAAAGAAUGACAGCUUUCUGCUCAAGUAAACUGAGGCGGCAAUGUUUAUGGAUUGUAAAACUAUCCCUAAAAACACUGGCUACACUCCAUCUAUAUGCCUUGUCUCUAUCGUCUGUCAACCAAACAAUCAUCCAUCCACCCAUGGGCCAACACGUCUUUCUAUUUCAGAUGUGCCUUUCAAGUUCUGUAGAACACAAAAGACUACACAGAGACAGCCAGGAAAACCUGCAACGAUGUGUUCGCUAACAGUGAUGGGUAAGACACUUGGGCUUGUAAGGGCUUGUAAAGUAAGCAUUUUACUGUAAGGUCUACUACACCUGUUGUAUUCGGCGCAUGUGACAAAUACAAUUUGAUUUGAUUCCAACGGUUGUUCGAUGGUCCUAUGUAAAUAGGCAGCAAGGUGUUAAGAGGAUUCCAGCGAGGUAGAAUGAAAGCAGCCCGUUCUACAUUUCCAAUGUGAUUUCGUCCCUCUGCCACACUGCCCUAACAGAGUUCAGUGAAUACUAGGGGUUUCAGCACUGGGGAACUGACACAAGGCAUGCGAUUAGAGGUAGAAUAUCAAAGUGUUUGUGAAACAAACAGCAAAACUAAAAAUGUACUUUGCAAAAACGCAAAAUAAAAGUGAACAUGCAGAAUUGUGAACGGUACAGGCAAUCUCCACAAAUUAAGUUUUUCACGGCCAAAAGCUAUUUAAGACUGACACCUGCACGCAUGCACCCCCAACAUACACAUUAUACACACACAUCAGUAUUUGUAACUCCAAGAUCAUCAACAGUGUCCAAAGCCAUCCGUGUAGAUACCAUUUGUAAAGAUUAAAACCUGCUGCAGUGGGAUGGGGCCGGGAGUGUUGCUGACUGGCAGGGGCACCUUGAGCACUUAGUUAUCUAGGCCCCCUCACAGAGUCCCUGGAUUCCAUGGGUAUCGCACCUCCUAAGCCCCAGCUUAUAGGGUUUUGCUGCUUUAUCCUGCCGGCAAACACAACGGAAGCCUGAGUCUUUAACGCCAGUGAGGCUGGAUCAUCUCUGGGGAAAAGGGGCAAUGAAAGGAGAUGGAUGAAGCGACUCGGGGCUCAAUUGUUCCCUACUGUCAAAACAAAAUGAGAUUUUGUCGGGCUAUCCCUCAUAAGCACAGAGCAGAGAGGAUGCAAUGGGAAUGCUUCUGGUGGUUGUUUUCAUUUACUAAGGUUAUUCCCUGCUAUUCAACCACAAUAUAGAUGCUUCGGAUUGACUAACUUCUCUCAAGAAAUAAAUGAGUGGAGUUUUGAUCUAUGGCACUAUGGCACGUUUAAUUGUCUCAGACAGAGCAAAGCAAAACAAAACAGAGAGGCGCUGAAGCACAUCAGCCAGGCAAGGAUAUUCAAAUAGCCACACCUGGCCAAAACCACAUGCAAACAACUGUUUGUGCUAAUAAACACCUGGUGUACUAUCAGGUGACUGGCUACUCAGUGUUACCCUUGGUUCAGCUUUAUUCAGCCAUGAUAGUAGGCAGCAUCUUUGGCAAACAAUGUGUUUGGCAGAACUUGGCACACGGGAGGGCAUCAGAGCCAAGGCGUGUCACACUGCUGCCCAUUUCAGAGACAUAUUUUUAUAUCACAUAAUAGUUCAGUGUAACACAGUUAUUAAAACCUUGAUAGUGUCUCACUUGAAAUGUACUACGACACUGACUGAGUAAUCUUUUUGUUCUAAAUGGCUAAAUCUAUGGAUUGAAUUAGCCAAAACCCGACUUGAAGUUCAGUACUUUUCUUCAAGUCGAAAUGCUCUCCACCCAUGUUUGCACCGUGGUGACGAGCGCAGGAUAUGGCUCGAAAACGUACUUCAAUCCAGGGAUGGAAGAUGUCGCUGUACUCCUAAUUAUCCCAUUAUCCGAAAUGGCAAAUCGAGAAGAUGAAAAUACUGCUCGUUUUUUUAUUAAACUGCUUUUUUCCAUCCUACCUUAAGCAUUUACUAGCAUGAGGACGAAAAAGUCAGUUACAAACGAGCAGUAUUUAAAUCGUCUUGAUUUGUCAUUUCGGAUAAUGGCAUUGAGGUACGUUUUCGACUCAUAUCAGCUGAUCUGCCUGGGGGUCUGGGCCAAAGGGAGUAAAGGGGUACUUAGAGAGGGUGUUUGUACCCCAUACUCUCUUUGUAGGGCCAGCUGUGAAGUGUCUAUUUGAGAUCCUCCAGAUGUUUUCCUAGAAAGACAAGUUACUUCA